AUGUAUCGAACGUUAAUAAAUCGUUUGGUUUGUUCACGAGUUUAUCCAAGAGUUAAUAUUCAUUUAUCAACUCCAAAACUGGAACAAGCAUCGAGUAAACACGUUCAACAGACAAAAUCUAGUGAUACAAACGACGAAGUAAAAUUUGAUUAUGUUAAUAAUACAGGUAUUAUUCAAUUGAAUAAACCGAAAACAUUAAAUGCAUUAUCAUUAUCUAUGAUCCAUCAGAUUUAUCCCAAGAUGAAAGAAUGGGAAUCAGAUGGUAAAACGAAAUUAGUUAUUAUGAAAAGUACAACUUCAAAAGCAUUUUGUGCUGGUGGAGAUAUCAAAGCACUACUGGCAAGAACAUCCGAAGGUGAAAGACUGCGACGAGAAUUUUUCAGUGAAGAAUAUAAAUUAAAUCAUCUUAUUGGAAAUUAUAAAUUACCCUACAUAGCUAUUAUAAAUGGUAUAACUAUGGGAGGAGGUUGUGGUAUAUCGGUACAUGGACCAUUUCGAAUAGCAACUGAAACAACAACUAUUGCCAUGCCUGAGACAGCCAUAGGUUUAUUUCCCGAUGUUGGUGGAUCACAUUUUCUUCCACGUUUACCAUCUAAUCUUGGAGUGUUUCUUGGUUUAACAGGAUAUCGCUUACGAGGUAUUGAUAAUGUUCAUGCUGGUAUUGGAACUCAUUUUGUGCCAACAAAUAAAUUAGAAGAAAUCGAACGAAAACUAUUGGAAAUACCAAAUGUAAAUCAUGAAUCAGUGAAAGCAUUUUUGAAUCAACAUGCCAAUGUGACCAAUGCACAUGAAAAAUUUAGUUUGGAACGUGAAUUAUCUUUAAUCAAUGAAUUAUUUUCAAUCAACACAAAAGAUGUUGAAACUAUUUUUGAAAAAUUAAAAUUGAAUGGUUCAGAUUUUGCUUUAAAACAACUUUCAAUUCUUGAAAAAAUGAGUCCAACAUCGCUCAAAUUAACAUUUGAACAAAUAAAACGUGGUAAAAGUUUAAAUUUAAAAGAUUGUUUAAUCAUGGAAUAUCGUUUGGUUCAAAACGUCAUGAAUGGUCAUGAUUUUUUUGAAGGUGUUCGAGCAGUCCUGGUUGAUAAAGAUAACAAACCUCAAUGGAAACCGAAUUCAUUAAAAAAUGUUUCUGAUAAAGAAAUAGAACAAUAUUUUGAAAAACCUUCAUCCGAUGAAGAUUUGCAAUUAAUAUGA
Messenger RNA from Rotaria socialis, 1194 nucleotides. The record is from the annotation of a GenBank genome assembly. NCBI's taxonomy places the organism in Eukaryota, Metazoa, Rotifera, Eurotatoria, Philodinida, Philodinidae.